Messenger RNA from Xenopus laevis (African clawed frog), 3922 nucleotides. It is a transcript of the gene uck2.S, whose product is annotated as uridine-cytidine kinase 2 S homeolog. Gene Ontology annotation, molecular function: ATP binding; kinase activity; uridine kinase activity. The coding region runs from base 418 to 1035 and encodes 205 amino acids. The record is from RefSeq and is a predicted model, not a curated record. The transcript is spliced from 7 exons. Gene Ontology annotation, biological process: CTP salvage; UMP salvage. Lineage: Eukaryota; Metazoa; Chordata; Amphibia; Anura; Pipidae.
AUCCCCCCUCACCUUCCCUUUCCCUCUUUUCUACACCUCUCUCAUCCUGAUAUUCUCAUCCUCCCUCUCCUGUCCUUCCCAACAUUUUUACCCCUUUCUCCCCACUCUCUUACCCCUGGCUCCUCCCAUAGCUUAAUUGUGUGGGGGGUGAUGUGCUGCCGUAGGUUGGGGUGCAAACUUUAACACAGCCUUUCACACAGUCACACAAACUGUACAUGUGUAAGGCAGUGGCAGAGCAGACUGUGGCUGGGCCUGGUGGGAAGUGUGACUGUCCGGCCAACUCCGUCAACUGAGUGGUGAUGCCUGGGCUGACUGGCGGGACGGCUGUUACUUUCUGUGGUACAGUCCUCGGUAUGCUCGAAGAUUGUUCAGCUCCUAGGGCAGAAUGAGGUGGACCACCAUCAGAAGCAGGUAGUGAUGCUGAGUCAAGACAGUUUCUACCGAAUACUGACUCAGGAGCAGAAAAGCAAAGCACUAAAGGGACAAUUUAAUUUUGAUCACCCUGAUGCCUUUGACAAUGAACUUAUCUUGAAGACCCUCAAGGAGAUCAUGGAAGGAAAAACUGUACAGAUUCCUGUGUAUGACUUUGUUUCCCACUCCAGGAAGGAGGAGACUGUGGCUGUGUACCCUGCAGAUGUGGUUCUGUUUGAAGGUAUUCUGGCCUUCUAUAUGCAGGAGAUUAGGGACAUGUUCCAGAUGAAGCUUUUUGUAGAUACUGACGCAGACACAAGACUCUCAAGAAGAGUGCUUCGAGACAUUAAUGAGCGCGGGAGGGACCUGGAGCAAGUUCUUACUCAGUACAUCACUUUUGUGAAGCCAGCCUUUGAUGAAUUUUGCCUGCCUACCAAGAAAUAUGCUGAUGUAAUCAUUCCCAGAGGUGCUGACAAUGUGGUUGCCAUUAACCUCAUUGUUCAGCACAUUCAGGAUAUUUUAAACGGAGGUUUAACCAAGAGGCAGACUAACGGUUACACGAACGGUUUCACCAGCCCUAGGACCAGGCAUCCUUCUGAUUCGAAUAGCAGUCGACCUCACUAAAGGGCUACACCAUGGACUCUGUACAUACUGUUUACCAAUACGCUGUAUAUUCCAAGCUCCUUUUGCUCUGGGAGGCCAAACUUAGCUGGACCUUAACUUGGAGAAAUUCAAUUUCACAUGUAAAGUGUGAUUGGUGCCAAGUGCUGUGUAGAAAGAAUGUGGGUCACUUUGGUAGUAGCCCAUGUACACUCCUGCAGAACUUCACGGGUUACAAAAUCCAUGAACAUCUAUGCCAAUACCUUCUUGUUCUUUUGUUUUUUUGUUUUGUUUUUUUUGUUUUUUUGUUUUUUUAAUACUCCAUUCGACUAGAUGAGAUGGGAGAGCUGGUAAUGGUGAUGGAGGAUCGAAUAAACUGCAAAACUUGAACAACCAUAGUGACUACUGCAAGACAUAUAUAUCCCAAAAACACACCUUGGAAUCCACUAUAUAAAUAUAUAUAUACAAAUGUUAUAUAUAGAUACGAGAUCUAUAUUUUUGUCUACAUGUACAAUUGUAAUAUUAUAUGCCACAAAAGUAUUUUACACACUUUUGGUAUUCUCUAGGUUACCUCUUUGGCAGGGAGACUGAGCACGAGAGAAUCAGUACAGUGCACGUAAUGGAGAGGAGAUUUCACUUGCUAGACCCCUGCACCCUUCUGUCUGCUUCUGUGCUGCAAGGGUGUUGCUAGACUAUGUUGUGUCAAUGAUACUGACACCCGGUGUUGGUGAACUUCUGGUUAAUUGUCCUUAAGCUGUUUUAUUACUGUUACAUAACACUCUGAUGGUAUUUCCAAAAGUUGUACAAUGAGCUUCAUCUCGUUUCUGUAACUGAAGGGUUGCUUCACUUUAAAAUGAACUUUGCAGUCAAUCUUCAUUUAUUGUAUUUUUUAUUUAUUUUUUGUUCUCUGGCUUGGCAUUCAUACUAGUUGCUUGUCGUUAAUUGGCUUAGUUUAAAAGUCACAGUAGAAGAAGAUUAGUAGAGGACCUUUAAUGGAAAGCUGAGAAAUAUUUAUUAAAAAAAAAAAAAAGACACCUACUUUUUUUGGUUGCUGACAAUGAGAGCGCAUUCUCAGCUGCAGGCUGGAAAGAAUCUGAAUAGGAAGAUAAUUUAUAUAAAAUAAAGAAAAAAGUAAUGUGAAAAAUGAAGGCCAACUGCACUUUUUAUCUUUAGAAAAGGUCAACAUUCCCCUUUUCAUAUUUCAUUAGACAAAAUAGGCAUAAACUUGACUGAUUUACUGAUACGAUUCAGAACUUUUAGGGAGAAAAAUGCCAAUAUUUGUGCUUCUGGGUGAUAUAUUUGGCAUUUCUUUGUUUAUUGAAGCCUAAUGUUAUAAUACAAGUCACAAUUCCAUAGUAAAGCUUGUAACUGUCACAGGUCAAAGGCAUCCUAAUGAAUUAAGGCACUGCUUCUCCCGUCUCUAGGCCAACGUAAUGAUGACAUUUCACCCUCCUACAUGCAGGAGUGGGCCAGUGCUAGAGUUGGCAACCGAUUCAUCCUGGGCUCCCAGGUCAGAAAAUAUCCCUGGUAAUAGUAAAUAAUAGUAUUAUUAAUAUUAUUAUAAUAAAUAUAAUAUCAUUUUGCAUUUUCAUCAGUGAUGCUCUAUGCAUGGCCACCCAGGGGACAAAUUUCCAAAGUGGCGGAUAAAGCCGUCCAGAAAUAGUUUCCUGGGCUGCUCUUUAUACUUUUGCUACGUAAAAUUGCUGUAUAAUCAAAAAGCAUAUAUAAAGCCAUUUGUGCAAAAAAUGCUAGUGUGAUUGGUUGAAUGAGAAGCUGUUGCUUUAUUUGGUGUAAUCAACAGCAGCAUGGCAAACUGUUUAUAGCUUUGUUAGUCUAAAGGGUGCUCACCAAUGAGCCUUACAUUUUUUUUUUUGACUAUUAUAAAGUAUCCUUUUCUUGGCAACUUUCAGUUGGUCUCCAUUUUUUGUAGUAUCUGCUUCCUCUGCUACCUCUUUGGCUUUCAGGUGGGUGAUCACCGACCCCCACAGCUAAAAAUCCAUUGCUCUGCGAGGCUAUAGUUUUGAUAUUGAUGCUUUUUUAUUACUUAUCCUCCUGCUCAGGUCUUCUCUUAUUCACCUCCCAGUCUCAUUCAUCAACAGUCUGAUUGCAAGCAUAAAUUUGACCCUAGCAACCCAAUAGCUGCUAAAAUUCUGAGCCGGACAGCUGCUGAACAAAAAGAUAUGUUGUUAAAAAAAAAAAACUAACCGCAAAUUGUUUUAAAAUAUCAGUCUGCAUCAUAAUAAAAAUUAAAUGUUAAACUUACGACUAUUUGCUUCUAGAUACAUUAUAUCAGUGACAGUUAUCAUUUAAGUGUUAUUCCCACCCCUCCCGAAAAUUAGGGACCCAGCCUUUCUGUACUCCCUUGGGACCCUCUCUUGCCCAAAGCCGUACAAUGCAGUUUUUAUAUCUGUAUUAUGGGCAUACCGUAACAUUUAAUCACAAGUUCCUGUCUCCCUUCAGAUAGUGAUUCUAAUCGCUUGCUUGAUUAUCUCAUUGUGAUGUGAAAGCCAGUCCAGUUAUCCAGCUUAAAGCUGCCAAAUAUCCAUACAUGUAGGGAAAAAACCCUAACUUUUUCUUUUUUUAUUUAUAGGAAGAAUCUGUUCUGAUUGGUUAGUAAAACUGUCAUCAUUGUGUGAACCUGGGUAAACUUUUUACAUUUGCAAAACUUUUCCCUUCCAGUAAUUGGGACAAUUGCACACUGACAAAUAAGAAUGGAAUGCUAUGGUUAAUGCUAUUUGUACUGGGCAGACAAUGCCCCUCAAAGCUGUCAUUGGCCAGGAAAGCUUUGGCCCUAAAGCCUUACUUUGUCUCUUUGUACAUAGGAAGCCAUUACGUUGCCGUUGUUGGUUUAGGAUUUAAUAAUGUGAAAGUGGGUGUUUUACAAUUAAUCAAAUAAAGUGCAUAUUUCAGA